GCGCGCCCACGGCCCCAGUCUCCCGCGCAGCGACGACGAGGAAGGAGGAGGUAGGAGGAUCUCCGUCUGGCUGCUCCGCCCAUGGGACAGGGCACGUGAUGCGUCCUUGUGCUUCAUAUCGCCAGAGGAGUGUCGGAGCGUGAUGCUGCUGGAGCAAUGCUGUGCGCAGAUUGCUAACGACGCUGCCUUGUUUUGACUCUGCCCUCACCGUACAGUUUUUCGCCGUGGAAAUCUAUUUUUUCUGGCUCGUUCUAUAGUUUUGUUUCGGGGUGAGGAAAGGUUGAGGUCGAAGGUGGUUAAGUGAUGCGAGGAACUCGGAGGCGCAUUGGUAGCCGAUGAUUACUGACAAUCCUUCAUUGAGAACACAAUCGCCACCAAGAGACAAGCAAGACACACACUAAGGACCUCUACAUUAGUGCACUCUAGUCGCAAGCGUAGGCUUACACGAUGCCCGCUCCGGUAAAUCCAGGUAGGAUUGAAAGGCUUGAAAUAGAAAAUUUCAAGUCUUAUAAGGGUCAUCAAAUCGUCGGCCCAUUCAAGAAUUUUACAGCCAUUAUCGGGCCAAAUGGAGCUGGAAAGUCCAACCUCAUGGAUGCCAUUAGUUUUGUCCUUGGAGUUCGCUCCAUGCAGCUACGAGGUGCGCAGCUUAAAGAUUUGCUGUACGCAUAUGACGAUAAAGACAGGGAACAAAAGGGGAGGAAAGCUUUUGUGAAGCUAGUUUUUAUUACAGGAAGUGGGGAGGAAAUGGAAUUUACAAGAACGAUCACGAGCAGUGGUUCCAGCGAAUACCGCAUCAAUAACAAAACUGUUGCAUGGGACGUCUACAACAGCACGAUGAAGACUCUUGGAAUCCUUGUGAAGGCCCGAAACUUUCUUGUUUUCCAGGGAGAUGUUGAAUCUAUCGCAUCCAAGAAUCCUAAGGAGUUGACAGCGCUCUUUGAGCAGAUUUCUGGCUCAGAAGAGUUGAAGAAGGACUAUGAAGAGUUGGAGGUCCAAAAGGCACGUGCAGAAGAGACAACAGUCUUUAUGUAUCAGAAAAGAAAGACUGUGGCUGCUGAGAGAAAGCAGAAGAAAGAACAAAAAGAGGAAGCUGAAAAGCACCUUCGACUCCAGGGGGAGCUGAAAGAGCUGAAGACUGAGUACUGCCUGUGGCAACUGUUCAACAUUGAGAAAGAUGUGGCGAGCACCUUGGCACAGCUUCAAAGGGAGAGAGCAACUCUGCAGGAGCUCUAUCAUGAGCAAGAACAGCUUGAAGCAGAAAUCAAAGCUAAGAAGAUGGAUCAGGCAGUGCUUAUUAAGGAAUCCCUUUUGCUCGACAAGAAAAGUUCUAAAAAGAAAAUGGAAUUAGAUAAGAAGAGCCCAGAGCUACUCAAGUUAAAAGAAGAGAUCACUCGGUUGUCACAAAAGAUCAGGAAUUGUGAAAAAGACUUGGAAAAGAAAAAAGAAGACAAGCGAAAGCAGGGGAGUCAAAUUGAAAAUCUGCAGCGUAGCCUACGGGAUGUUACGCAGGCCAUGAACGAGCUCAUCGCACAACAAGACCGAGAAGGUGGAGAGCGUUUGCAUCUUGCGGAGAGCCAAAUGUUAGAGUACCACCGAAUCAAGGAGGAAGCAGGCACAAGAACCGCGAAGCUGAGGCAAGAGAAGGAAGUCCAAGAUCGGCACCUUCAAGCUGAUGUAGAAGCUCUAAAAAAUCUCGAGGAGAACCUCCGGCAACUAACAGAACGAGAUCAGCAGCUUCAAUCUCAGGAGGAGCAAACGCUGUCUCGCUUGAGCAGGUGCAAUGAGGCAUUCACCAAACAUGAUGAGGAGCUUCGUGUGGCUCAGAAAGAACUUGCGGACAUGCAGGACAGACAUCGGAAGUCCAGGACUCGCUCUGAAAGCUUGAGAGCUAAAUUGGAUGAGAUUGACAAUCAACUUCGAGAGCUGAAGGCUGAUAAGAGAGAGAAUGAGAGAGACAAGAGGAUUGCAGAGGCCGUUGCUAGUCUGAAGCGCUUGUUUCCUGGUGUACAUGGGCGCAUGACGGAUCUUUGCAGGCCCACACAGAAAAAAUACAAUCUGGCUGUCACUGUGGCUAUGGGCAGGUACAUGGAUGCGGUUGUAGUUGAGGAUGACAGUACUGGAAAGGAGUGUAUCAAGUAUCUGAAGGAGCAUCGGUUACAACCACAAACUUUCAUUCCUUUGCAGUCAGUUAGAGUUAAGCCUGUCCAUGAAAAGCUGCGAGCCCUUGGUGGGUCGGCAAAGCUGGUGUACGAUGUGAUACAAUUUGAUCCGGCUUUAGAGAGAGCAGUUCUUUACGCAGUCGGAAAUACUUUGGUAUGCGAUCAGCUGGAUGAAGCUAAGAGACUUGCUUGGGGCAGUGAGCGGCACAAAGUUGUUACGCACGACGGUAUCCUUCUAGCGAAGUCGGGCACAAUGACUGGAGGUGUUAGUGGAGGCAUGGAAUCAAGAUCCCAGAAAUGGGAUAACCAAGCAGUCGAAGCGCUCAAGAGGAGUAAGGAACGCUUUGAGAAUGAGAUGGCAGAGCUUGGAUCAGCUAGGGAUCAGUCAGGGAGGGAGUCUGAAGCAGCUGGUAGGAUUAGUGGUCUGGAAAGAAAGAUUCACUAUGCCAGUAGUGAGAAGAAAUCUAUUGAAGAGAAGCUGACAAGGCUUGCGCAAGAGCGUGCCACUAACAGGGCUCAUAUAGAGGAACAAAGGCCUGAGAUAAUUCAGCUUCAGAAUGCUAUAGCCAACAAGAGCAGAGAGGUUGCCGAACUUGAAAAUCACAUCAACAACAUUAUCGAUCGAAUCUACAAAGAUUUCAGUGCGUCAGUAGGCGUUGCAAAUAUACGAGAAUAUGAAGAAAACCAGCUCCGUGCUGCCCAAGAGACUGCUGAGCGAAAAAUGAGUCUUACCAGUCAGAUUUCAAAACUCAGGAACCAGUUGGAGUACGAACAGAGGAAAGAUUACGAUGGACCAAUAAGGAAGAUGUCGGACACUUUGAAUGCUUUGCGAGAUGAGCUCGUGAAAGUUGAAAAUAGAGAAACGCAAGUCAAAGCAGAAAUGGAGGAGCUUUCUGAACAAAUUGAGAAAUUCAGAGAAGAUACAUUAGACCUCAGAAGUAGAGCAGACGCUAUUGAAGAGGAGAUUCAGGAUCUGAAAAAGCGAGGAAGCGACGAUACCACCAGUCUUGGAAAUGUUAAGCGGCAAUUGACAGCCAAGGAAACCCAUAUUGAGCAAUUGAAUGCGAGGAAACAAGAAAUCGUUGAGAGCUGUGAGCUUGAUCAGAUCAAGCUACCUACAAUUGGCAUUGAUUCUUCUGGACCUACUCAACAGACACCGACAAAUGUAACUUUUGAUUUUUCCAAGCUCAGCAGGAUACACCAACAGGACUUGAGACCGUCAGAGAAAGAAAGGAUGGAAUUAGAAUUUAAGGGUAAGUUGGAAACUCUAUCAAUGGAAAUUGUGAGAACAGCUCCAAACCUGAAGGCGUUAGAUCAAUACGAAAGUCUACGUGAGAAGGAGAGAUGGUUCAAUGAAGAAUUUGAUGCUGCACGAAGGGCUGGGAAGGAGGUUGCAGACAAAUACAACGCGGUGAAGCAACAGAGAUAUGAUAAGUUCAUGGAUGCGUUCAACCACAUCUCCGUAAACAUUAAUGCAAUAUACAAACAGCUGACUCAAAGCACCACUCAUCCAUUGGGUGGAACAGCGUACUUGAGUUUAGAGAGUGAGGAUGAGCCUUAUCUGCAUGGGAUUAAGUACACAGCCAUGCCUCCCACUAAGCGUUUUCGGGAUAUGGAACAACUUUCCGGAGGAGAGAAAACUGUGGCUGCCCUUGCCCUCCUCUUCGCUAUUCACAGCUUCCGGCCAUCCCCCUUCUUUGUUCUUGACGAGGUUGAUGCUGCUUUAGACAAUCUAAAUGUAGCCAAAGUUGCAGCCUACAUACGUGCCAAAUCACGUCCAGAGGUCAAGGACGGUGAUGGCGGGAAAGGAAUAGGCUUUCAAAGUGUGGUUAUUUCACUAAAAGACACAUUCUAUGAUAAAGCCGAUGCUUUAAUUGGUGUUUAUCGAGAUCAAAGUUGUUCCAAAACGCUGACGUUCGACUUAGGAAAAUACGGCGGUUUAUAAAAAGGAUGCAACUCUUGGUCCUUUCGCAUGCUUUGUAAAAUACCAUUGUGGUGUACUUUGGUUCUUGGUGUACAUGAUAAAAAAACUGUGAUUUGAAGUAGUGGGUAGCAUUAUUACCAGAUCUACCAUGGGGCCUAGGCUCAUAGGAGGAACGGAUUCUUGCCUUACACCGGUCUUGGGACCGAUUCUUACUUUUUUGUGUUCAAAGUGCUGCUCUGUAUGUGAAGACAUUUAAACCAUGUGCAAACUGGAAUGUAGGCAGCCCUUUUGGUGUACAAUCCUUCAUAAUGACUAUUAGUCUCUUUUCCUUUCCUCAA
Physcomitrium patens is the source of this 4421-nucleotide messenger RNA. Its product is annotated as structural maintenance of chromosomes protein 1. Gene Ontology annotation, cellular component: nucleus; chromosome; cohesin complex. Gene Ontology annotation, molecular function: protein binding; ATP binding; ATP hydrolysis activity. The record is from RefSeq and is a predicted model, not a curated record. Gene Ontology annotation, biological process: sister chromatid cohesion. NCBI's taxonomy places the organism in Eukaryota, Viridiplantae, Streptophyta, Bryopsida, Funariales, Funariaceae.